AACCACUCGGCCACGGGGCCAGCCCCAGGGUGUGGUUUUCUUUGUACUGAUCAUAUUGGGGUUCACUGAACAUCUUGAAUCUGUAAAUGUCUUUGACCAUUAUUUCUUCAGCUAUUUUUUCUGCUCCAUUUUCUCACUUCUUAUCAAACUCCAGUUCCACGUAUGUUAAACCUUUUGAUAUGUUCUUCAGGUCCUAGAGUUCUGUUCUUUUUCUUUUUUUACCCAAUCUUUUUUUCUAAGUCCCUCAGAUUGGAUAAUUUUUAUUGACUUAUCUUCACGUCCCCUUACUCUUGUGUCAUCUCCAUCCUACUGAUCCUCUGAUUCUUUGGAGAUUUUAUUUCAGAUAUUAUAUUUUUCCUUAUAGAAUUUUCAUUUGGCUCUUUUUAAUAGUUUAUAUUUUUAUGCUGACAUUCCCUGUCUUUUCAUUAAUUAUGAACAAACUUUUCUUUAUGUCCAUGAAUAUGAUAGCUCUCUAAAGUGCUUGCCUGCUGAAUCCAACUUAUGAGUCAUUUUUGGAGUAGACCUACUUGAGAUUUUUUUUCCCCUUGAGAAUUGAUCACAUUUCCAUGUUUAUUUGUAUGUUGAGUAAUUUUAGAUUAUGUCCCCGACAUUGUGAUUGAUUUAUUGCAGAAACUCUGGAUUCAGUUACAUUCCUCUGAAGAGUGGUUGGUUGGUUGCUUGGUUGGUUUGUUGUUUUAGCAGGCAGUUCUCUUGGCUGGUCUCAAAUUGCAAACUGUCUUUGCAUGCUGUGGGCAGCAGCUCAGAUCUCCAUUUAGUUCUCUUAGCCUCAGCUAGGCUGCUUAGAGCCUGCCCUAAACGUGCAAGGUUCCAGGGUCAGCUGGAGAUUGGGCAGAAUUUAUACUCAGAAUCUGAAGCACUCCCACCCUGGCUUUCUUCUUCCUGGGAUGUCCCCCCUCGGUUUCCACCAGCUGUGGUGACCCAAACUCAGUUGUCUGGUUCUUCAAACUAGUAUGACUGGAGCCUGCUUUCUGGCUAAUGGCCAUUAAAAAGUGAAGACUCGCGCAGGGCUAUUCCCUUCCUCCUUGUGUCAGCUCCCUGCAGAACCGGACUGCUCUCACUUGCCCUCCUGUGCUGUCACUCUCCCUUGCUAUCUGCAAGAGGCUUGGUCAAAUAGGAGCUUCUCGAACUCGCCAGGAAUAGAAAGAUAGCCGUUUUAAAGUAAGAUUUUAAUAUAAAUCACUUUUUUUAAUGCAAUUGUGAGGUGGAUAACACCACAACCAAACAAAAGUGCAUUAUUUCCUACAGUUUGAGAUACAUAAUAAGAGAGAAAUAUGGUUUUGAUGAAUUUGUGAAGCCAGAUGUCCAGUCUGCUGUGUCUAUUUAUAAGAGAAAAAGACCAGAGGCGUAUAUUGGAACACUGUUGUUGUGGCAUUUAGCCACUAGGUCAGCCGCUUACAAAUAUGCCAUCCCCAGCUUCAUCUUAAGUCUCCAGACUUGUUUUCUGCAAAGAUACCAGGGGCCGUUUUUUGUUAAAAGGUCAAUUCCAUUCCUUUGUGGUGAGGCAAUGUUGGAUAAUUAUAAGAGAUUAGCUUUCAAACUGGUAUUCCCAUGAACUUGCCAAAACAAGCCAUUUCCCUCUUGGCUUUUUUUCCUUCUGAUUUCUUCCUGCUCUUUCUCUGGGUAUUUUCCAAAUUAGCUUAAGUCGCUGUGAACCCAGACUCAUUUUAUGUCCAAAGCAAACUUCGUGAUGCCAUCAUAAAAUUAGUAUGUUUAGGGAACCAGAGUCCAAUCUUUAAAAAAAAAAAAAGUUAUUUAAGUGAAGAGUAUUUCUUAUAUUUAAAAGAAAAAAUGUUUUAUAGUUUCAAAGAAAAGAAUAGUACUAUAGUCACUUUCAGAAAAAAUGCUACAGAAAUGAAAUAGAGAAAAUGAAUCAUUUCUUUCCUAGUAGUAUGUAAGGCCAGUGAAAGUACAGAACUAACAUUUACUUGAAAAUUUUGCUUUGUUUCACAUACUUUAUUUCUCCAUCCUAACAAUGGCUGGGACAGGCGAUGUUUUCAUUUAUGAAUGAGGAAGCAAGCUGAAAUGGCAAGGCUGCCUGUGCUUACAUAGGCCGCAGAGAUGCAGCUCGUAGCUGUGCCCUUUCUUUUGGGACGGCUUGAACAGCUCGAUUUUCAACCACUCAGGGCUGAGUGGCCUUCCCCACUCUAAAACUUGUCUGUGUUGGAGAUUUGGUUUUACAUCUUAGCUCGGGACUAGAAUUGAGGAACCUGUCAGAAUGCUUUCGUGCUCUCCGUGAGAACACGUUAGAAGUGAAACCACAUUUUGUUACUCCAGGACGGAAAUGUAAGAAGACCUCUCCAUGCUAGCUCCUGGAGCUUGUGAGAGCAAGUUGCACAGGGAGUGCUGUGGGCUGAGAGGAAACGGUCGGAGGAGCCUUACAAGUUUUUAUGUCCUUUUCCUCUAAAUUGAUUACUUUGAUGACUUUUUCUGUUAGAGUGAGGGAAGUGAAAAAUAAAACUAACAUUAAAUAAAGUACUCCUUUCCCCUCUCCACGGUUCUCUUCCAAAUGGGAUUCCUGGAUAAACAAAAACGAUUAUCACGUUAUAAUGUUCGUUAAAUAAAAAUCUGAGCUUUCAUUGUUUCAUCUGUUUGCAAGUUUAAGACUUAGAAACCACCAUCCCGGGAAGAAACAUGAGGGCUCAUUGCCAGUUCACAUUAGGCAGCUAAAAGCUUUCAAAUGGAAUGUAUUGCUACUAAAAAUAUUUGUAGUUUGGGAAAAUAUUUUUAAAUUUGACCUCCUUGACACUCUGCACAUUGUAGUUUAUUGCUCUGGGUUCUUCAGCAGCUGUAAAGAGAAAGUUCAGAAAUGUCUCCAUGUGCACUCUUAGUCCAUCUAUGGAAUAGUCUUCCCAUUGUAAAAACAGAUAUUUUAUGAGUUAUUUAUAUUCUUGACUACUUUGAGCAACAAAUUCUGGUUUCUCAGAAGAAUCUAACAUGUUAUUUUUGGUGUGAGAAUGAAGUAGUGUGAUUUAAAGGAGCUUGCUUCCUGGUUAUCUCUGUGUUCUUGGAGGAACAAGACUGGCAUGGUCAGUUAAAGAAAUACUGCAGUGCCUGCCAUAGGCAGAUGCUGUACAGCUGACAGGAGAAAUUGGGUCCAAGUCUGACAACCGUGGGAAGUUUGCAGUCCAAGUCCCAUUAAGCAGUGAAGUAACAUAGGUGGAGUAGAUGAUGAAGGGCUGAAAGAAGGAUUCAGACAGUAACUUGAGUAGGUCCGAGAGCAGGGGCAGUGAGUACGGGCAGGAGGGUCAGGGCAGCUGGAGCCUGAGAGGGUCUCCUCAUGGCAAAGGACCUCAAGUGACCUCUGUGGAGGUUUCUGUGGGGAACAGUGAUGGUAAGAUCAGGGUGGCCCAGGUCACAAAACAACCCAAGUGAAAUAAAUUGCCUUAAUGGGACCUACUUAAAGUGGAGUUCCCGUUGCCUUAAAGAAUUUGUCACUCUUUGCCUUCUCGUAGCUUACCUGUAUUUCAAUUAUUUGAAGAAGUGGAAGAAAAGCGCAAAUAUUUUUUACUUGAUUUUUUUUUUCUUAAUUUUUAGGGACUGUUCAUUUGCUUAACACUAUGAAGUUUUUGGAAAUUCUGGUUCAGGAUUUGUUACUUGUUUUGAGGCUCGGGAGAUUGAGAGCAGGGCACUGAUAAACUCCUAUCCAGGGAUGGCUCCUCCAUCAGGCCAGUGGUCUCAGACUGAACUCCUGCUCCCAGUGGCCAUCUCGGAGGAAGUGGGCUGCAGCCCUUCCCUGCUGAGAGUUUAGGCGGCUUGGUAACAGGCUCUUCUUCGCUGGUCAGUGGACUGUUGUUGGCUUCACUCAUCCAUUUGCCUGUCAUUAGUGAUACAUAUUGUGAUCUAGGAUCUGUGCUCAUUCCUGGCAUGUGAGAAUGGGCUGUCAGGUAGCAGCUCCCAGCCUAGUGGGAACAAAGGUCAAUCAAACAGACAUUCACAGUGUAUUUAAACUAGAGUUACAACUCUUGGACGGGGCCCAGAUUCCCAACAGUACUAGCCCAGCAUGCACCUUGCCAGUCUUGAAGGUGCCACUAAAUUCUUAAGUAUCAUUGAGAUUUCAUGUUGUUUUCUCAGCCAUGGUCAUCUGGCUGGAGCAGGAAGAAAAUCGAAAUCAUAUUUUGAGGAGGAGGUGGAAUCUUUUGACAAAAAGCUUUUUUCCUAAAAUGCUAAUGUGCUCAUUGAAGAAAACAUUCCCUUUCUUUUAAAAAAGAAAAAAAAAGAAAAGCCCUUACAUCUGUUGUAAUGGUUUGCCGACUCAGGGCAAUUAUAAAAUGAGUUUAUCUGUCUUUUCCUGAGUGAAAGGUGACUGCAUGAGUUAGGCUGUGUGAGAAACAGCACGCUCUAGCCUCCAGUCAGGCAGGAAUGUCUUUUUGAAACAGUCAAGCAAAUUCCCAGAUUAGAAAGGGUCUGGUGCAUCUGACCUCACUCUUUCAUGAGUAAUUCUGGGUGGUUAUUUACUGCACUCUACCAGGAGGCUAGAAACUGAAUGAGCUUCAGUAUUAGGACUCGAGAGUUGCGAGCAUGUAGGAAAGACCUGUUCGUCACGGGGAGGACGAAGGUUUCAAAGACCGGCCGCCCGCUGAGCCCUGGGGAAUCCCUGUGGCAUGGGAGUUAGCAAAGGCUCGCCUUGGCUGCGUGCUCGAUAGUUGAUGUGAUGGCAAGCGUCCAAGACUAAGAAGCCGCCAGCAGUCGCUGAGGAGCAGCGGCCGCAGCGGCCGCAGGAUUAUGUGGGACGGCAGCUAGCCCCUGAGUAGUCAAGCGGUGCACAAUCCUGGAAGAGGAGAAGGUUCAGCAAGAAGAACGGAUGAGGAUGGAGUCCAGAAGACAGGUCACAGUGUCCUGGGACUCCGGAGGGUCCGACGAAGCACCACCCAAGCCCAGCAGACCUGGUUAUCCUAGUCCAAGGUCCAGCGAAGGAUUUUACCCCAGCCCACAGCACAUGGUGCAAACCAAUCAUUACCAGGUCUCUGGCUACCCUGGUUCACAUGGAGUGACAGCCGUGGCUGGCAGCAUCUACCCAGCUCAGGCAUCUCUUUUGGACCAAACAGAUUCAUGGAAUCAUAGACCACAGGAGAUAUCAAUGUGGCAACCCAACGUGGAGGACUCAGCGGCUCUGGACCUGCGAGGAAUCGGGCAGGUGUUGCCGGCCCACCUGAUGGAAGAGCGGCUCAUCCGACAGCAGCAGGAGAUGGAAGAAGAUCAACGCUGGCUGGAAAAAGAGGAGAGAUUUUUGAAACCUGACGUGCGGCUCUCUCGAGGCAGCAUUGACAGGGAGGAUGGAAGUCUUCAGGGCCCGACUGGAAACCAACACAUUUAUCAGCCUGUGGGUAAACCAGAUCCUGCGGCUCCGCCAAAGAAACCACCGCGCCCCGGAGCCCCCGGUCACCUGGGCAGCCUCGCCAGUCUCAGCAGCCCCGGGGACAGUUACAACGAGGGUGUCAAGCCGUGGAGGCUUCAACCCCAGGAAAUCAGCCCGCCUCCCACCGCCAACCUGGACCGCUCCAAUGACAGGGUGUACGAGAACGUGACGGGCCUGGUGAAAGCUGUCAUCGAGAUGUCCAGUAAGAUCCAGCCCGCCCCACCAGAGGAGUAUGUUCCCAUGGUGAAGGAAGUCGGCUUGGCCCUGAGGACGUUACUGGCCACUGUGGAUGAGACCAUUCCCGUCCUGCCAGCCAGCACUCACCGAGAGAUUGAGAUGGCCCAGAAGCUCUUGAACUCCGACCUGGGCGAGCUCAUCAACAAGAUGAAGCUGGCACAGCAGUACGUCAUGACCAGCCUCCAGCAGGAGUACAAAAAGCAAAUGCUGACUGCCGCGCACGCCCUGGCCGUGGAUGCCAAGAACUUGCUCGAUGUCAUCGACCAGGCGAGACUGAGAAUGCUCGGGCAGACGAGGCCGCACUGAGCCGCCCAGGAGCCCCGCCGCCCGCCCUCUUUGAGGACGUUCUCCAGCGUUCCACCAGCAGCGAGGAGCUAACCUGUCCUCGGUCGCCAGCACUUACAGCGCCAACUUUCUGACUGACAGCUGGUUGAAAAUCUCUCUCAUCUAAGUUUAACCACAUUUUGAUUUGGGUUCAGUUUUUGUUUUGUUUUUUUAAUCCUCAUGUUCAGAAAAGUCCGGGAUCCAAAACGUGGCAUUUUUAUGGGAAUGAAAAUUGUACAUGAGAAGCUUUUAAGAAUCAUACAGAACAGAUUCUGUUCACAUUGGGAUAUGUGUUCGUAGGAUGGGCCCAGGCGGUGGCCUCUUAAUCCCCGAACCAGCUUAGCUGCAUCUCAGAAGCAGCGAGGAUGGCACAGAGAAUUCCAGGAAACCCAAGGGGCUGAGAAUUCUUUUGCCUACCACAGAUUUAUAUCCAGACUGGAAUUUUCGUUGUUGUUAGAACACUCUUCAGUUGCAAUAUGCUAAUCCCAUUUUACAAAGAAAGAAUAUAAAAGCUAUAUUUUGAAAACUUGAGUCAUUUCGAAAAAAUGACGACCCUUUCACCUUCCAUCCUUUGACUUUCAUGUGGAUCUGUGAAGCAUUUGGUUGGAAACUAGCCGUAGAACACACUAAAACUUUUGUCUUUUUUCACCAGAAUAAUGUGCCAGUUUUUUGUAGCAAUGUUAUUUCUCUUGGAAGCGGAAAUGCUUUGUACCAGAGCACCUCUUAAACUGCAUUGAGAAGAAGUUCUGGAACCAUCCCUGUUUUCCAUUUUUAUAUAAUUUAUAAAGAAAGAUUAAAGCCAUGUUGACUAUUUUAGAGCCACUGGAGUUAACUCACCCUUCAUGAUGUCUGUCUUCCCAGGAGAGAAUUAAGCAAAACAGAUUUGGUUUUCUUUUGAUGCCCACUUAUACCAUCCAUUCUGUUAAAUAAUUUUGAAAAAUAUACCCUCCCUUUAGUUUGUUGGGGGAUAUAAAUUAUUCUCAGGAAGAAUAUAAUGAACUGUACAGUUACUUUGACCUAUUAAAAAGGUGUUACCAGUAAA
Equus caballus (horse) is the source of this 6980-nucleotide messenger RNA. The record is from RefSeq and is a predicted model, not a curated record. NCBI's taxonomy places the organism in Eukaryota, Metazoa, Chordata, Mammalia, Perissodactyla, Equidae.